Messenger RNA from Neolamprologus brichardi, 646 nucleotides. NCBI's taxonomy places the organism in Eukaryota, Metazoa, Chordata, Actinopteri, Cichliformes, Cichlidae. The record is from RefSeq and is a predicted model, not a curated record.
CUCCAUGGCGAGAUAAUGCGUGCUGCACAGCCAACACCUCUGCAGAAGCCCAUGACGAUGCCUCUUAUCUCUACAACUUCAACUGGAAUCACUGUGGUAUUAUGAGCAAGGAGUGCAAAAAACAUUUCAUCCAGGACACUUGUUUUUAUGAGUGCUCACCACACUUGGGACCCUGGAUACAACCGGUGGAUCAGAGCUGGCGUAAGGAGCGCAUCUUAGAUGUGCCUUUAUGUAAGGAGGACUGUGAAACCUGGUGGGAAGACUGCAAGAAUGAUAUCACCUGCAAAGAUAACUGGCACAAGGGAUGGGACUGGAGCUCAGGUAUCAACAAAUGCCCUGAAGGUAGCAAGUGCAGUAAGUGGACUGAUUUUUUUCCCACACCCAAAUCCAUGUGUGAAAAAAUCUGGUCCAACUCUUACAUCUAUACCACAUACACCAAAACCUCUGGGAAAUGCAUGCAGCUCUGGUUCACCGGCACAAACCCCAACAAGAAGGUUGCUGAGUACUACCUCAACAAUGGGCAGCAACAGCAAAGCUCUGCUCUGCCAACACUGCUCUUCCUGGCUGUCACAUCUCUCUCUGUAAUGAUUCAUUAAAAUUAAUAUUUCUGACCAUUGCUGUAUCACCUUGAAUUAAAACAGAUUUC